AUGUUCAGACAAUCAAAAAGAAGGAUUGCUUCAAGGAAAAACUUUAGCCCAUACGAUGAUAUGGUCAAGAGUGAAUUGGAUAAAGGGAACGCAAAUGCAGCCAAUCAGGUUAUCUUAGGUUCCACAUCAUCUGAAGAAGAAAAAAAACUGUAUGCCAAAUUGUACGAGUCCAAAUUAUCGUUUUAUGAUUUGCCACCGCAGGGAGAAAUAACUUUAGAACAGUUUGAGAUGUGGGCCAUCGAUCGUCUCAAGAUUCUGCUAGAAAUCGAAUCCUGUCUCUCCAGAAACAAAUCCAUUAAGGAAAUCGAGACUAUAAUCAAGCCGCAACUCCAGAAAACACUGCCUUUCAAUACAGAGAGUUUGGAAGAUAAAAAAAAGGACUUUUACUCUCAUUUCAUUUUGAGAUUAUGCUUUUGCCGUUCCAAGGAACUACGGGAGAAGUUUAUUAGAGCUGAAACUUUCCUGUUUAAGAUCAGAUUCAAUAUGUUAACUUCCUCUGACCAGACAAAAUUCGUCCAGUCGUUAGCUCUACCCCUAUUGCAGUUCAUCUCCAGUGAAGAAAAAGCGGAACUCUCACACCAAUUGUAUCAAACAAUUUCAGCUUCUCUACAGUUUCAAUUGAACCUUAACGAGGAACACCAAAGAAAACAGUAUUUCCAACAAGAAAAAUUCAUCAAGUUACCUUUCGAAAAUGUGAUAGAACUAGUGGGAAACCGUCAAGUUUUUUUGAAGAGCGGGUACGCCUAUUUACCGCAAUUUCAACAACUGAAUUUGCUUUCUAAUGAGUUUGCCAGCAAAUUGAACGAGGAAUUAUUAAGGACCUACCUUUAUUUACCAAGACUUAAUGAAGAUGAUAGGUUACUACCGAUUCUAAACCAUCUCUCAUCAGGGUACACAAUUGCGGAUUUCAACCAGCAAAAGGCAAACCAAUUCACUGGGAACGUAGACGACGAAAUAAAUGCGCAAAGUGUCUGGUCUGAGGAAAUUAGCUCAAAUUACCCACUAAGCAUCAAAAACUUGAUGGAGGGCCUUAAGAAGAACCACCACUUAAGGUAUUACGGUAGACAACAACUGAGUCUGUUUUUAAAAGGUAUCGGGUUGAGCGCUGAUGAAGCUUUGAAAUUUUGGUCUGAGGCAUUUACGAGAAACGGGAACAUGACAAUGGAGAAGUUCAAUAAAGAAUACCGCUACAGUUUCAGGCACAACUACGGUCUUGAAGGUAACAGGAUCAACUAUAAACCAUGGGACUGUCACACUAUUUUAUCAAAGCCCAGACCCGGGCGUGGUGAUUAUCACGGAUGCCCCUUCCGUGACUGGGGUCACGAGAGACUAUCUGCGGAAUUGCGUUCCAUGAAGUUGACCCAAACGCAAAUCAUCAGCGUCCUCGAUUCGUGCCAAAAGGGUGAAUACACAAUUGCAUGCACCAAAGUGUUCGAAAUGACACACAAUUCUGCCUCAGCGGAUUUGGAGGUUGGAGAACAAACGCAUAUUGCCCAUCCUAACCUCUACUUUGAAAGGUCACGGCAACUGCAAAAGAAAAAGCUGAAGCUAGAAAAGGAAAAACUCUCUGAUAAUGGCAAUCAUUAG
This is a messenger RNA of Saccharomyces kudriavzevii IFO 1802, 1587 nucleotides long. It is a transcript of the gene PRI2, whose product is annotated as DNA primase subunit PRI2. The record is from RefSeq and is a predicted model, not a curated record. The coding region runs from base 1 to 1587 and encodes 528 amino acids. Lineage: Eukaryota; Fungi; Ascomycota; Saccharomycetes; Saccharomycetales; Saccharomycetaceae. The transcript has a single exon. Gene Ontology annotation, cellular component: alpha DNA polymerase:primase complex. Gene Ontology annotation, biological process: DNA replication, synthesis of primer.